AUGGCCGAUUCUUCAAAUAACGAAAAAGCUAAACCAUUAGCUGAUAGCAAACUUACUCUUACCAUUUUGGAUCUUAUUCAACAAUCAAACAAUUUAGGCCAAUUAAAGAAAGGUGCUAACGAAUGUACCAAAGCCGUUUCACGUAGUACUGCUGAAUUUGUUGUUUUAGCCGCUGAUGCUGAACCAUUAGAAAUUUUAUUACACAUUCCAUUAUUAUGUGAAGAUAAGAAUAUUCCAUACGUUUUCGUUUCAAGCAAAUCCGAACUCGGUAGAGCUUGUGAUGUUUCAAGACCAGUUGUUGCUUGUGCUGUUACUGUCGAUGAUAAGAGUCAAUUGAAAUCUCAAAUCACUAACGUUAAAGAUUCAUUAGACAGAUUAUGGAUCGUUUAA
Dictyostelium discoideum AX4 is the source of this 390-nucleotide messenger RNA. It is a transcript of the gene nhp2l1, whose product is annotated as U4/U6 small nuclear ribonucleoprotein. Bases 1 to 390 code for a protein of 129 amino acids. The record is from RefSeq and is a predicted model, not a curated record. The transcript has 2 exons. Lineage: Eukaryota; Evosea; Eumycetozoa; Dictyosteliales; Dictyosteliaceae.